UGCAACUUGCGCCGACUUCGUGCGCUCCACUUCGACGCCGCUUCGUGCACUUACUAUGUGCGCCUGCUUGAAAGGAGCUGUGAUAUAGUGUUAAGUUACAGUAAUUUUAAGUGUAAGUGAAGUGUCUAUCGUAUUUCAACAGGUGAGGACAUCAAAGGAUUUAGAACAAGAACAUAACUUUUGCAACUAAGUGUUUAUAAAAACUUACAAACGUUUGUUGUAUUUGAUGUAUUUACUUUAAAUAAUGUCCUACAUUCGCUACUGUGCUCGUAUGGAAAUAACUACGUAAACAAAUGUUUUAUUUUACUGUCUUUGUAGAACAUUGUCUGAUCCAAGUCACGAUCUCACCGAUUGUUAUGUUAUGCCCAAAAGUAGUAAACACGCCUUGCGUGCCUAGAGAAAGUUCACUAUCCAAAGCCUAUUAUUUCUCCCAUUGUACUAAAUCCAAUUGCUUUAGUAUGAAAGCUUUAGCUAUUUCUCGGAAGAAAUUAAAGUUUAUUUUCCUUAGCGAGCGAAAAAGGCUGUUCCGCCAACGCUGAAUGUUGACACAGUGAGUCAGACUAGCUGGGACACAAGGACAGUGAGCCAAUACGACAAACAUGUGAAUUCUAUACAUAAUGAUACACCCACGACAAUAAUAUUAAGAUGACUCUCAUAAUGAUACUACAAUGCCUUUUUGUAGUCCUGAUCACACCGUCUGUCAUACAGUGCGUAUCCGUACUGGGACCGAGGAUACUGCGUCCGUUCGGAUCGUAUCGCAUUGCGGUAUCUGGAGGGUCCCGCCCACAGACGUUGUAUAUCGCUGUGGAGGGACGCCGCGCCACCGGUGAACAAUUCUCACAGGGACGGGAAGUGCAAGUCCAAACCGCCAACUCCCGCCUCAUUGACCUCGAUAUCGGAGACCCUGGCCCUGGUCAAUAUGUGCUUAUGGCACGAUCGACUUCAGGCCCACAAUUCUCAUCAUCGGCGCCCUUGAUCUACCAACCACGAAGCUUUUGCAUAUUCGUGCAAACAGAUAAACGAGUGUAUCAACCUGGAGAUGUUAUUAAAUUUAGAGUGAUCGCUCUGGACAAGUACUUGUUGCCGCUGACUGGCGCAGUGGAUGUGAGCGUGCUGGAUUCCGGUGGGUCGCCUGUACGUCAAUGGGUCGCUUCGAACUUAGACCGCGGGUUACUCACACGAGAACUUCUCCUCGCCGAUGAACCCGCGUUAGGCCAAUGGACUAUUCAAGCGGAGGUGCGUGGGCAGAUGUAUUCGCGACAAAUUAUGGUGGCUGACUACGUGAUGCCCAAGUUCGAGAUGGAAAUGAAAAUGCCUAAAGAAAUUUUGUUUUCAGAUAGACGUUUUACAGUUAAUGUCACCGCACGGCAUUUCAAUGGUCUACCAGUUCAUGGUGAACUAACUCUGUCGGCGUACGCUGUGUUUUUCUCCGGACUGCUGCAACCAGUGUUCUCAUCUCCCGCGCGAAAGGUCGUCGACUUCAAUGGCGGCGUUGAAGUGACUUACGAUCUUAAGACUGACCUAGACCUGGCCGAAGACGCUGCAAGGCCGCUGGUAGUCGAAGCUGUGUUGGAGGAAAAAAAUACGCUAAUAAGGCAAAAUGUGUCAUCGCGUAUCCUGCUACUGCGAACGCCAUAUAGACUAAAGGUUACAGCACCAGAACACUUCAAACCGGAAUUGUCAUACAAUGUGCAGAUCGAAGUGGUAGACCCAUCUGGAAAAAUAAUGGACAACGUUAACGAUGAUGUAACUGUAGAAAGGCUGUGGGAUGACGGCGCACCGGCCAAUGUAACUAAUGUGCCUUUGAAAAACGGUUUUGCUGCAUAUACUAUAGUUCCUAGCAAAGCGCAUACAAAUUCAACGUUGAAUUUAGUGGUAAAGUAUAAAGAAGUAUCAGAACGUGUGGUGAACAUACAAAGGAAUGAAAUGUAUGGAGGGCAAUUUUUGUCUUUGGAAGUAUUGACUCGAGAAACUUCUGUUGGAGAUGUGAUGCGAGCGCGUAUCACAGGUACAGAACCAAUGGAUUUGGUGCAUUAUGCUGUUAUUGGACGGGGAGACAUCCUUGUUGCAAAAACUCUUGAGUUGACCCCAGCCCGACAAAGCGUGGACAUUUCGGUGCCCAUUACAGUAGGCAUGGCUCCAGGCUGCGUUAUUCUAGCCUGGUACCCACGCCUGGAUCCCAUCUACAAUACAGUUCUAGCUGCUUCUGUGUUUGUGCCUCAGAAAAAUCUUUUACAACAUAAGAUUUCGGUCUUGCCCGCAUCAGCGACGGCAGCCGGGUAUCGUCCUAAUGGUUCGAUUGAGCUAAGAGUGUCGGGUGAGCCAGGAUCGCAGGCAGCAUUGCUUGGCGUUGAUACCAACGCUAUUACUGCUAAACUGUCAGACGCUGAUGGAUUAGGAAGCGGGCUGGAGAUGCAGAAGAUUGAACGUGAGGUAGAGAGCUUUAUUGGUUUGAAACACUCGAUUUUCAAGAAUGAAGACCAUCUUCCUGGAUUUGGCUUUGAUCUCGGUGGCUACACCACAGGAGAUGUUUUUAAGAAUGCUGGUGUUGUAAUUUUAACGGAAGGCGUGACACGAACUUUAAACGGAGGGGAUUCUUUUAAAGAGCAACCGGAAACAGGUACCAGACCUCCCUUAGCUGGGCCAUACGCCUUCAGUCGGCUUCCACCGCCUCUAUCUCCUCGCUAUUACCUUACUGUAAACCCGCAACCUACUUGGACAUUCACCAACGUUACACUGGGGAGUGAAGGUAAAGGAACAGGACAAAGUUGGUCACCUAUGAAUCCUGGAGAAUGGACAGUAGGCGCUUUUGCAAUCCAUUCAACUCUAGGCCUGGGAUUAGCUGUACCUCAGAGGUUUACUACAAAUGUUCCUUUGGCGAUAACAGCUGAAUUACCAGCUUCUCUGCAACGUGGAGAAACUUUGGCAGCUGUCAUCAUAUUAAAAAGCUCUCUUACCGUUGACACUUCAGUUGAAGUCACGUUCCACAAUUCUGACCAAUAUUUCGAGUUUGAGCCGCUGGAAAAUAACGUGGAAUCUUCUAAAAAAAUCGAACUUUUCCGCCGCGUCCGAGUGACGGUGCCAGCUCGGUCAUACGUUAGCACUGCUUUCUUGGUCACUGUGGUACGCAAUGGCGAAGCACCAGUCAUCGUCGAGGCCACAGGCAAUGGGGUCUCUGCGUCCCUCUUCCGUAUCAUUGACGUCAAGGAUGGUUUUGAAGAGGAUCUUUGGGCAUGGGGACUUCUAGAUGCGAGACGUAGUGUGGCACGCAGCAAUAUUACUUUAGAACCGACUGCCGGAACACGAGUUGGUCCCGUCUCGCUUUUGGGAGCAGGCACAUUGUUAGCUGGUGCAUUACAUACCCGCAACCCGGGUGGAGUCGCAGCCGAUCCACCGCAUGCAUUGCGUCCACUUGCGUUAGCGACCGUCCUUCUUGAUUACCUACAGUUGACGGACCCAAGCGAAACUACAAUAACAAUGGAAGCCCGUGCUCAAAUAGCUGCAGGCUUCCAACGUCUAAUGGCCUAUCGUCGAGGAGACGGAUCUUUCGCAGCAGAAACCGGUGACGAUGCUGUAGGCGAUCCAUGGAUGACGGCAGUAGCACUCCGUUGGCUCUCUAGGUCCGCGCGAUACGUGGAGGUGUCUCCCGUAGCUACGGCAGCAGCGGCACGGUGGCUGACUGGCAUGCAACAAGCUGACGGCUCAUGGCCAGUAACGCCAAAACCACGCAACGAUCCGCGCGCUCAGGCGCUACUGCCAUUGACUGCGCAAGCGCUUUUAGCUCUACUGCACACCAAGGGUGGCGACAUCCUUUACCAAAACGCAAUUAGUAAAGCAGUAGACUUCCUAGCUCGUGGCGUGAAUGACAAUUUAGAUGCAUACUCGCUGGCAGUUAUGAGUACCGCGUUCGGGGACACUAGGCAUCCAUUUGCAACUAAGACACUGCAGAUGAUGGACAAAUUUGCUAACACCAGCGCCACAACACUAUUUUGGUCCCGUAAGCUAUCCGGCAAUGAAUGGCGUAACCCCUGGCUGAAAGGCAAUAACUUCGAAACAGCAACUGCGGCUUGGGGCCUCAAAGCAAUGCUCGCUUCGAAGUUGGUAGAUGAGGCAUUGCCUGUAGCGAGGUACUUGUUGCAAUCGUAUCGGCCGCAAGAUCAAGAUCCUGAAGUGCUCGAUGCCCUAGCACAGUAUUCAGACGCCGUAAAAACGUCGACGAAACUACGCAUCUCUGUAAAUGUUACGGGCUUCGAAGAACCACGGCAAAUCAACAUCGACGACGACAAUGCGCUCUUUAUACAAACUCAACUGGUCCGUAACGCUCGAUCAGCUCUAGCUGUGACCGAAGGCCGUGGUAUUGCUAUAGUGGGGCUCUCUGCGAAAGGAAGUACCAACGUGACAGCCGCUUGGCCCCGUUACACUCUGGAUCCUCGCGUGGACCAGGUCUCCACCAAAUAUCGUCUGCAACUCUCCAUUUGUGCUGGGUUCGUCCCUCAAGGCAACGAAACAGAAAGUGGUUUGACUCUCCUCUCUGUGCAGCUGCCAUCUGGCUACUUAGCUGAUAUCAACACCUUGACUGAACUGACGGCGGCUCGUCACGUAGUGUCAGCACGGUUACAGAACGGUGGUGCCCGAGUAGUGGCGUGGAUGUACAUGCGUCUUUCUGAACAGUGUACAACUUUAAUAGCGCCUAGAGCCCUGCCUACUGCUCGACAGCGACCGGGAUGGGCCACUUUGGAAGACUUAUACGACUCGAGUCACCGUGCCCGCUUGUUCUUCCAACCAAUACCAAGCACGGCGUGUGACGCGUGCCGUGAAUGGGAGUCGUGUUCUAAAGCAUGCGGUUCAUCCGCAAGGCAACAGUCUGGUGGUGGUAGAGAGUCAACCGCGUCUAGUCAGGCGGCUGCGAUGGAAGUAGCUCGUAUACUUUUUAUAGGAAUGUUAUUUUUAACUUUGCAAUAAAUUUUGAAAUUGGUGUUAAAUUGUCGUUGCAUUAUUGGUUCUGUGCGGUAUGGGUCAAUAGUGUUACCGUCAACAAUAAAACUAUCGUAUCCUCGAGUAAGUAAUCAGUAUAAUAUCUGGGGUUAAUGUUAAUAGGUGUUGUUAAAAUACUAGUCUAUUAUAGUCAUUGACUUACAAAUAAAUGGACGACGGGUCUAAUACACAAACCACGAAAAAAAUGUCCCAAGUCAACCUAUUUAAACGUAGUGACAUGUAAAGGAAUAUGAAAAAGUUA
Molecule: messenger RNA, 5236 nt
Organism: Hyposmocoma kahamanoa
Lineage: Eukaryota; Metazoa; Arthropoda; Insecta; Lepidoptera; Cosmopterigidae
Product: CD109 antigen-like
Exons: 26
Coding region: 646-4962 (1438 amino acids)
Cellular component (GO): extracellular region
Molecular function (GO): endopeptidase inhibitor activity
Source: RefSeq, a predicted model, not a curated record